AUGGCGACCACUGUGGAAGCAAAGUUAAGACGGCAGACCAAGUUCCCGCCGGAGUUUGCUGAAAAGGUGGAUAUGACAAAGGUCAACAUCGAGGUUAUGAAAAAAUGGAUCGCUGGCAAAAUAUCCGGAAUCCUGGGGAAUGAGGAUGAUGUGGUCAUCGAGUUAUGUUUUAAUUUGCUGGAGGGGUCGCGCUUUCCAGAUAUCAAGCUUCUACAAAUACAGCUCACCGGAUUUUUAGACAAGGACACUCCCAAGUUCUGUAAGGAACUCUGGAAUCUAUGCCUCAGCGCACAAACCAGUCCACUAGGCGUGCCCAAAGAGCUAUUGGAGGCUAAGAAACAGGAAUUGAAACAAGAAAAACUCGAAUCCGAACGACAGGCCGAAGAAGCUAGGCGGAGGAGGGAAGAAGAGAGGAUGCGCGAGCGUGAAUUGGAAGUGCUGCGGCAGCGGGAACGUGCCGAACGUGGUCGUGGAGGUGGCAGGGAUCGAUGGGGUGAUAGAGACGCCCGUUCACCACCCCGGCGGAGGAGCCUGGACAGAUUUCGUGACGGGCCCGCCCGGCGCAAAGCAGAUACUUGGGCUCCCUCGGGAGGUAGAAGUUCGCGCUGGGCGGAAGAUCGCGGUCGAUGCACCUCUAGGCCAAUAUCCCUAUCUCCAUCCAGAUCUACGUCUCGUUCCUCACCGUCCCCAUCUCCGCACAGGAAGAGCCGUGGUCGUCACCGGCCACACACACGGCGUCGGCGAUCACUAAGUAGUUCCCGUUCGUCGGAUAGGAGGGAUCUCAAGAGGAGAAGAAGACGUAGCCCUGAUCGUGAUGACGAUCAAGACACAGGAGAAGAUCCCCCAUCCACAAUGACCGCAGCAUGUCGCGCUCCCGCUCCCCCGUCUCCGAGAAAUAGUCGCUAUCAGCGCCAUCCACCUUCGAUCUCUCGAUCCCGAUCCCGAUCCCGAUCCUCAUCUCGCCGCAGAUCACGAUCACGCACUCGAGGGAAAGUUGAAAAACGCAGUGAGAAGGGGGGACGCUGGAAAAGAUCACCAUCAUACAAUGCUAAAAAUGAUAGAAAAGGUGAAUCACGAGCUGAUAAUGUUGGCAAGGACCAUCUGUUGAAAUCCCGCGAGGAUCGUCGUCGCCUAAGUCGCAGUCGCAGUCGUAGUCGCAGCCGAAGUAAACAUAGGCACAGCCGCCACCGCCGUCGAAGGAGCCCAAGCAGAAGUCGAAGCAUAUCUCGCUCCCACUCUCGUUCUCGUUCUCGCAGCCCAUUCCGCGAUUGUGAACGGGAACGUGAACUUGGCCGUUGUCGCUCCCGCAGCCCUGUACGGCGUGAACACAAGGGUGACAGGAAGAGGCACCAGUCUAUUGAAAGAUAUGCCCCAGCUGCUAGAAGACGCCGUAAUAAGAGCGCUUCGGCUUCCCCACCUCUUCCCGUUGAGAAACGGCAAGUGAUGGCCGAUUCACAUGAAAGAGACAAAAGAGAAGACGAGGAUGCAGCAAUGAAACGAUCAUCCACUUCUCCUGGCCUUCGUAACGGAGGUUUGGAACUGAAGGAGAAGGAGGAUGGGAAAGUGAAGGAAAACGAGAAGGAGAAAGCUAUGAACACUGACGAGAAGCCAGCCCAGCCCUUGAAAGCCCGUUUAACGGGUACGGAGCUACGUGAGAGACUAGCGCGGGAGAAAGUUAAGGCAUUGCGCCGAGAAAGCGCAGAGGUGAAGGCGAAUGCUUCGCAAACAGAGUAA
Messenger RNA from Paracoccidioides lutzii Pb01, 1734 nucleotides. RefSeq lists its product as hypothetical. The transcript has 6 exons. The record is from RefSeq and is a predicted model, not a curated record. Gene Ontology annotation, biological process: regulation of mRNA splicing, via spliceosome; mRNA processing. The coding region runs from base 1 to 1734 and encodes 577 amino acids. Gene Ontology annotation, molecular function: RNA binding. Gene Ontology annotation, cellular component: spliceosomal complex.